Molecule: messenger RNA, 195 nt
Organism: Ambispora leptoticha
Lineage: Eukaryota; Fungi; Glomeromycota; Glomeromycetes; Archaeosporales; Ambisporaceae
Source: the annotation of a GenBank genome assembly
CUUAUAGAUCAAGUGAUGGAGCAUGCAAACAAUAAUCAUCAAAAUUUCAAGCGACUUACCAAUAAAAUACGACAAUUCGGUAUAGAUCGAGCUAAGGAAUGGGAUGAGUGCGAUAAAAUGACUAGAAAUAUUCUCGAUCAACAAGAAAAAAUGGCAGCUGCUACGGGGUUAUUCUGUGAUCAAUCAAUGUUCUAA